Molecule: messenger RNA, 2329 nt
Organism: Exaiptasia diaphana
Lineage: Eukaryota; Metazoa; Cnidaria; Anthozoa; Actiniaria; Aiptasiidae
Product: histamine H2 receptor
Exons: 2
Coding region: 359-1390 (343 amino acids)
Biological process (GO): G protein-coupled receptor signaling pathway
Cellular component (GO): membrane
Molecular function (GO): G protein-coupled receptor activity
Source: RefSeq, a predicted model, not a curated record
UUGACUUUGGUMURUGUGAWGCUUGCRCGUGACUAAACCACGUGACAAGAGAGAAAUACAGCAACAGAGAAUUUCAGCACAAUAUUCAGUGAAAGCAGAGACAGAAGUGAUUGUAGCUGUUAUUACUUUGAUAGAGAGCUUAUGCUAUAAACCGUUUAUAUCUUGAACGACAUUUCUUUUUACAUUUGACUUCAGAAGGAAACACAAUCAGUGUAUUCAGUGUUAUACAAACGUAUUCGCUAGCUGCUGAUAUAUUCACCAUUAUCAGACCAGUAUAUUGACCCAAUCGACUUCGAAGGCUUCCACUGCAUAAAGAAACCUCCGGUAUAUCCAUAGUCCKCGAUUCCAGAGUUCCAAGAUGUACUUCUUUUUCGAAGACCAGUGUAUUAACGCUACCGUUCCCACCACCCUGUCYUUCACAACUGCUGGUGUCUUGAGCCUGCUUUGUUUCUUCACAKURCCUGGAAAUCUCUUAGUGGUGCUCGCAGUGUUUAUUGAUCCUAACAAAGAACUACGAUCACCUUUUAAUUACUUUGUGGCGAAUUUAGCUAUGGCUGAUCUKGUGGUUGGUCUCGUCACAGAACCAGUGUCAGUUAUAUACCAYGUAAAAGAGGGAWUGGGACUUCUGGACGCCGGAUCUCCAGYAAUCCACAUGCCUUUCUUUAUAUCAUGCACAGCUUCAAUUUUAAGUCUUUUAGUGUUGACUUUAGAUCGAUAUGUCGCGAUAACUUCGCCGUUUAAGUACAAGACMCGGCUCAAUCCAGGCCGCGCGGCUUUGCUUUGCGGAGGAGUCUGGGCCAUUUCGCUKGGACUGCCGUUUGUAUAUUUCUACAUUGGUUAUAUUCCUUACGCGUUYUUAUUCGCUAAUAGUGCUAUACUUGUAACAUUUGUGGUUCUACUAUUCGCGUACAUACGGAUUUAUAAGAUAUUCCGUGAUCAAGUAAAAGGCUGGGAUGCACUGCAUGCAGGGACKGAGGAAAAUAUACGAAAGAAAAAAGCCGUACGCUGGGAACAAAAAAUCACCAAAACAUUCCUCCUCAUGUUGUUCCUCUUCGUKUUGUGUUACAUGACAGCCUGCGCUUUUAUAUACUUGCUGAACUUGUGUGACAAGUGUAGCUGUUUUGUCAUCCAGCUGUCACGCAAUCUUCAGUUCUUGUUGAUACUGUCGAAUUCGUGUAUGAACCCGUUUGUUUAYUCGUGGAGACUGCGCAACUACCGGCGCGCUUUUUUGUAUGUCAUCACUUGUGGGCAUAAAGGAGGUAAUGAAGCUGCGAGACUWCGAGAAAUAGAGCUUAAAAGCUUCCGRAAGUCAUCGCUAAAAUCCGGAUCGAGUUUGAGACUGAGAAGAGAGAGCCUAARACCAACUUUUUUGGAUGGAUUGGUGUCAUAAUGGGUUUCCUGUGUUAUGGGGAAGAGUGUUUGAAAGUGAGUUCGUCUCUACCUGUUUCAAGUAUGUAAAGUGGCAUUUGAUUGGCCUCCCAUCGCAGCACUUAAUUGGCUUCCUACAAGGCGUCAAAACAUUAACAUACCACCUUGGGCGUAUACAGGACUUUAAUAAUAAAAUAGCAUUUUAUUGGCUUCCUGUUGGUACAUUAAAAUGGCUUUCUUUAGUCUUCUUGAGGUGUUUAAGGUGGCAAAUGUGAAUAUAUGGGCGUAUUAAGACUUGUCAUCAUAAAAGUGCUUUUUAUUGGCUUCCUGUUGGUAUGACGCUAAACUGGUUUCCUAGGUACUCUAGCUUUGUCAAGGUUCCCAAAAGGUUAAUUUUWACGUGAACAAAAGAYAUUUUAGUGGUUUUCCUGUUGGAUUACGCUGACACUUAACUGGCCUCCCAAACGUUUCCUUAUUGUGUCCAAAGCGUGGACUAUAUUUUUGUAUAAAAAGAUUUUCAAUUAAAAAAUAAUUUCGAGUGACAUUGGAUUGGCUUGCUGUUGGAAUAUAUUGACAUUUAACUAGCUUCCCAUACGUUUUCUCAAUGUGUCCAAAGCGUGGACGUAUAUUUUUGUAUAAAAAGAUUUUCAAUAAAAAAGAUUUUCGAGUGACAUUGGAUUGGCUUCCUGUUGGAUUAUGUUGACACUUGACUGGCUUCCCAUUGUUGUCUCUGUUGAUUUAUCGAUGACAAUGCUGCAUUGUUUUCCCGUGAAGAGGAACAAAGAAUUCAAUUAACGCGCAGUAGUUAUUCAUAGUUAAGUACCUUAGUAAAUUUAAAUCCUCUCCAGUCAAAAACCCAUUUCUCUGAAUUUUGAUUGACAUUAUUUAAAGCACUGUACUUAAUCUUAAGUGUARCAUAACAUGUAAAAAUAUCUGAAGAUUUGAAGAUAAUAAAUUGUUU